CAGUGGAAUCCCAAACGCUUAACAGCGGAGACGGAAUUCAUAAUGGGAUCGAAGGCUAACAAAGCAUUAGGUUUGGGAGCUACCAGGGGAAGAGUUUACAUGAAACAUCCUGAUUUGUUUAAAUAUACUAGCGAUCAGGAUGACAAGCAAUGGCUUGUUGAGAAUCGCUACAUGUCAGCCACUGGCGGUAAAACGUACAUAUUGAUACUCGAUGACAUAAGAGAACUUGCUCACACUGAUGAAUACAGAGAUUGUCCCGGACUGGCUUUAAAUGAAUUAGUUGGGUUUACUGUACCCAUCAGAAUGAUAAAAAAAAUGCAAGAUCACAUGAAUUCUCAGAGAACCGAC
Helobdella robusta is the source of this 348-nucleotide messenger RNA. RefSeq lists its product as hypothetical. Gene Ontology annotation, molecular function: nucleosome binding; DNA binding. Lineage: Eukaryota; Metazoa; Annelida; Clitellata; Rhynchobdellida; Glossiphoniidae. Gene Ontology annotation, cellular component: nucleus. The record is from RefSeq and is a predicted model, not a curated record. The transcript has 4 exons. The annotation marks the transcript as partial.